Aspergillus japonicus CBS 114.51 is the source of this 1022-nucleotide messenger RNA. RefSeq names its product YoaK family protein. The transcript has a single exon. Bases 159 to 1022 code for a protein of 287 amino acids. Lineage: Eukaryota; Fungi; Ascomycota; Eurotiomycetes; Eurotiales; Aspergillaceae. The record is from RefSeq and is a predicted model, not a curated record.
CCAGGUUAGAAUUCUAGAGACGUUUAAUGGGAGAGAGCAUUGGACAGGACAGUGGAUCCCCGAGCUCCCCUUUCAUAGCACCCCAAAACACUCAUAUUGCUCUGUCCUAACCUGACCCAUUGAACUACCUUCCAACACUCUCAAUCCACCACUUUAUCAUGUCCACUUCCGACACUCAACAAUGUAUACCCCCGCCUCCAUUCGACCAAGAACCGAUAACCCUAUCCCUCCCCAGCACGCACCCUCUCCCCGCGAAGGAACCCUCGCGCAGCCGCCAGCUGACCACCUACCUCACCCACUCCAUCCGCGAGGACCUCACCCUCGAAGCGCAGCUGCUCCUCCUCUCCUUCGCCAUCGGCAUCCAAGACGCCGCCGCCUGGCGGGACUACGGCUGCUUCGCCUCCAACCAAACAGGCAACCUCCUCUUCCUGGCGAUCGGGGGCGCCGGUCUCGCCAGUGCAGGGGAUUACUCCUUCCGGCAUCUGGGGAUGAGCCUGGGCGCGUUCGUGGCAGGGGGACUGGUGCUAGGCCAGCUGGGGAACUGGCUGGGCGCCGUGCGGCGGCGCUGGUGGCUGCUGGCUUCUAGCCUGCUGCAGACGGGGAUGGUCUUGGCCGCGGCGGGGAUGUGUCGUCCACACCCUUACCCACCAUCCCAAUCACAGGCUCACGAGGUAGGGCAGGGAGAGGAAGAGGCAACGACGCUGGCGACGUUGUUCCUGCUGGCGUUCUCGUCCGGGGCGCAGGUGGCCAUGGGCCGGGCGCUGAAGAUCACCGACAUCACGACGGCGAUGGCGACGGCGGCGUAUGUGGAUGUGGUCAUUGAUCCAGAUCUGCUGAAAUGGGGAAAUCGGAAGAGGAAUCGCAGGGUCCUGUUUUUGGGCUUGUUGACGGCCGGGUGCUUUGUCGGGGCGGCGGUGGAGAAGGUCGCGGGCUCGUGGGUUACGCUGCUGGUUUGUGCGGGGUGUAAGGCUUUUGUUACACUGGCUUUUCUUUUUACCCCGGGGGUCGAGGAGGGGGGAUGA